CGAUCACGUGAUCCCGCCGGAGUGCGGGCGGUGGAAGGCGGAAGUGAGAGAGGAGUUGGGCGCCGCUUCUGUGGCCGCAGCAGUUUCCUGGUGAUGACAUGGCAUCUGCCAGCUCCAGCCGGCCAGGAGUGGCCCUGCCUUUUGAGAAGUCUCAACUUACUUUGAAAGUGGUAUCAGCUAAGCCCAAGAUACAUAACCGUCAACCCCGGAUUAACUCGUUUGUAGAAGUUGCUGUGGAUGGACUCCCCAGUGAGACCAAGAAGACUGGGAAGAGAAUUGGGAGCUCUGAGCUUCUCUGGAAUGAGAUCAUCAUUUUGAAUGUCACGGCCCAGAGUCAUUUAGAUUUGAAGGUCUGGAGCUGCCAUACCCUGAGAAAUGAGCUGCUAGGCACCGCCUCUGUUAACCUCUCCAACAUCCUAAAGAACAAUGGAGGCAAAAUGGAGAAUACGCAGCUGACCCUGAACCUGCAGACGGAGAACAAAGGCGGUGUUGUCUCGGGUGGUGAGCUGACAAUUUUCCUGGACGGACCAACUGUUGAUCUGGGAAAUGUGCCUAAUGGCAGUGCCGUGACAGAUGGAUCACAGCCGCCUUCAAGAGAAUCCUCUGGGACAGCUGUUGCUCCCGAUAAUCGGCACCAGCCCCCCAGCACAAACUGCUUUGGUGGCAGAUCCCGGACACACAGACAUUCAAGUGGUUCAGCCAGAACAACCACAGCAACAGGGGAGCAGAGCCCUAGUCAUAGCAACCGGCACCGUCAACCCGUCAAGAACCCAAGCCACAACGGCUUGGCCAAUGGCACAGUGAACGAUGAUUCCAUUGCAGCCACCGAUCCCCAAGAACCCCCAGUUGUUGGUGUGACAUCCCCACCUAUUGCAGUGACGAGCGUGACUCCAAACCCCACAGCAGUGGCUCUCCCUGUCCUGGCCCCACCAGCUGAAGGAGAGGAGCCCAGCACUUCGGGCACACAACAGGUCCUUGCCACUACUCAGGCCCUUGAUGCUCUACCUGCUGGAUGGGAGCAGCGAGAGCUGCCCAGUGGGCGUGUCUAUUAUGUUGACCAUAACACCAAGACCACCACCUGGGAGCGGCCUCUUCCUCCAGGCUGGGAAAAACGCACUGACCCCCGAGGUAGGUUUUACUAUGUGGAUCACAACACUCGGACAACCACCUGGCAGCGCCCCACAGCUGAAUAUGUGCGGAACUAUGAGCAGUGGCAAUCACAGCGGAAUCAGCUCCAGGGUGCCAUGCAACAGUUCAGCCAAAGAUUCCUCUACCAGUCUUCAAGUACUUUGACUGAUCAUGACCCGCUGGGCCCCCUCCCUCCUGGCUGGGAGAAGAGACAGGACAAUGGACGGGUGUAUUACGUGAACCAUAACACACGUACUACCCAGUGGGAAGACCCUCGGACCCAAGGAAUGAUCCAGGAGCCAGCUCUGCCCCCAGGGUGGGAGAUGAAGUACACCAGUGAGGGGGUACGCUACUUUGUGGACCAUAAUACUCGCACCACCACCUUUAAGGAUCCUCGCCCAGGAUUUGAGUCUGGGACAAAGCAAGGUUCUCCUGGUGCCUAUGAUCGAAGUUUUCGGUGGAAGUAUCACCAGUUCCGUUUCCUUUGCCAUUCCAAUGCCCUCCCCAGCCACGUGAAGAUCAGCGUUUCCAGGCAGACACUUUUUGAAGAUUCUUUCCAACAGAUUAUGAACAUGAAGCCGUAUGACUUGCGCCGCCGGCUCUACAUCAUCAUGCGCGGUGAGGAGGGCCUGGACUAUGGAGGCAUUGCUAGAGAGUGGUUUUUCCUCCUGUCCCACGAGGUGCUCAACCCCAUGUAUUGUUUAUUUGAAUACGCCGGAAAGAACAAUUACUGCCUGCAAAUCAACCCUGCCUCUUCUAUCAACCCUGACCACCUCACCUACUUCCGCUUCAUUGGCAGGUUCAUUGCCAUGGCUCUGUAUCAUGGAAAGUUCAUUGACACUGGUUUUACCCUCCCUUUCUACAAGCGAAUGCUCAACAAGAGACCAACCCUCAAAGACCUGGAAUCCAUUGACCCUGAGUUCUACAACUCUAUCAUCUGGAUUAAAGAAAACAACCUAGAAGAAUGUGGCCUUGAGCUGUAUUUCAUCCAGGACAUGGAGAUCCUGGGCAAAGUGACUACACAUGAACUGAAGGAAGGUGGUGAGAACAUCCGAGUGACUGAGGAGAAUAAGGAAGAAUAUAUCAUGCUGCUGACUGACUGGCGUUUCACUAGGGGUGUGGAGGAGCAGACCAAAGCUUUUCUGGAUGGCUUUAAUGAGGUGGCCCCGCUGGAAUGGCUGCGCUACUUUGAUGAGAAAGAGCUAGAGCUGAUGCUGUGCGGCAUGCAGGAGAUAGACAUGAGUGACUGGCAGAAGAACACCAUCUACCGACAUUACACCAAGAACAGCAAGCAGAUCCAGUGGUUCUGGCAGGUUGUGAAGGAGAUGGACAAUGAGAAGAGGAUCCGGCUGCUGCAGUUUGUCACAGGGACCUGCCGCCUGCCUGUUGGGGGGUUCGCUGAGCUCAUUGGUAGCAACGGACCACAGAAAUUUUGUAUUGACAAGGUUGGCAAGGAAACCUGGCUGCCCAGAAGUCACACCUGUUUCAACCGCCUGGAUCUCCCACCAUACAAGAGCUAUGAACAGUUGAAGGAGAAACUGCUGUAUGCCAUUGAGGAGACUGAGGGCUUUGGACAGGAGUAACUUAGGCUGCCCACUCCCAAGCCCCCCAGCACACAUGUAGUCAUGAGUCCUUCCCUCCUGAGAGGCCGCUACAGAUGGUGACUACAGAUGGUGUGGGGCUGUCAUCACACUGGGGGGCAGCAGAGCGUGACUCCAUGAGGCCUUAUCCACCCCCACCCCCACCCCCCACCCCCGUUGGUGACAGUCUGGAAUAAAGUCCCCAUGUCACCUUUGGCCCCAUCACCCAUUGCAAAGUUUAGAGGACCUACCCUCUCUGCAGAGCUCUCCUUCCUUCUCUCCUUAGACCAACACUAGGUAUGUGUGAGUAUGCAACAGGGAGGUUCCCUCUGUAAAAAGGGGACACUGGAAGCUCUGGGCUUCACCAGCUAGUUAGAAGAAGGAGGAGAUGGGCUGCUCAAGAAGGGGAGGGACUGCUUAGGGUAGCUGUUUUAGAUUGAGGAGGCCCAGGAUCUUUGCCAGUAAAAGUGGUUCUGUUAUAAAUAGAACUUUCCUAUUAUCUGUAUAAAACAAAGGCCUGAGAGAGAGGAGCUCUUUCUGCAACAAGAACUCUGGACUCAGGUCUCCCACUUCUCCACCAGAAAGGCCCCAGUUGUGGGGGCUAAGCAUCAGGACCCUCCCUGUUCAGUGCUGCCAGUUGGUCCUUUCCAGCAAAUAAAAGGUCCUAUGUAUCAGCUGCUUGGGUGUCAGUGGGAUAGAGACAGCAAACUCCCUCAGACUUUCUUUUCCCUUUGACAUGAACUCAAAACAUUUCUUGUGUAGAGUUGCCUUUUGUUUUGUUGUUGGUAUGCUGCUGUCAGUUUCUCCUAUGAAGCUGGGGUACCAGGCAUUGCUGGGACCUUGAGGGGAACCAGCACCACUGGUCCAAGAAUUUUACAAACUUCUGCUCCUUUUCAGAACCUGGUUAGCAGUUUUGUGGCUCAGGCAGACCUGACCCAGCAACUCAGUCUUACAGGUGCUUGGUCCUGGAGCUAUGAUGGAUAGGGAAGGUGGUGAUGUCCUCAGUGCCACCCAGCCUUCUGCCUUUAGUAGAGACGUACUCCUUUUGCUAGAUGUAAUGACCUAGGCAACAUCAAGGGAUGGACCACAUGGGCUCCAGGUGGGCCCAUCAUCCCCACUGAGGAUGAAAUGCAUUAGCUAGCAGAAGGGUCCUGAGCAACUGUCACAGGCUGACUUGAUUUCUGGGCCUCCCUUCAACCUUGAGGUAGCAUCUUGCUAUGUUCCCCUUCCUUCAAAGGAGAACUGUUCCUGUGGGAUGCUUGUGGUGAUGGGGGCUGACUCCCCACUCCAGGCCCCCAUGCUCUAGCAUUGAACACUAGCUGAAGACUAAUCUGAGUGAGCAUCCUAGGACCCCAGCCAGACCCCCAGGUGGUCAUGGGGCCUUCUGGAGUUAUAGGGACAGGCUUGCCCUCCAUAUCUUCUCCUGUCCUCUGUUCCCAGCCCUAGGUGGGAUAAAGCUGUCUGCUCUGUGGUGUGUGCUGAUUCAGGUGGCUCAACUCACCAGACCACAUCCUUUUUUUCUUCCUUCUGACUGCUAUGCUUUCCUGAAACACCCCUGUCACGUGGGGUGGGAAGAGGUAGGGGUGUAAGCUGCCAUGUGGGGGUGGAGUCUGGAAGUCACAGGCUUCAGGGUGUUCAGAGUGUCCGUGUGUGUGUGUGUGUGUGUGUGUGUGUGUGUGUGUGUGUGUGUUUGUACAUACAUGUAUUAUAACUGAGGUGUCUGUAUGGAAUGCCCUUUGGUAGCCCUGGGUCGGUCACCAGAUUGUUUUGUAAUGCCCACCCUUUGCCUCGGCAUUGCCAGUUUCUUGUGCAAUAAACAAUCAGCAGCUGCA
Erinaceus europaeus (western European hedgehog) is the source of this 4540-nucleotide messenger RNA. It is a transcript of the gene WWP2, whose product is annotated as WW domain containing E3 ubiquitin protein ligase 2. NCBI's taxonomy places the organism in Eukaryota, Metazoa, Chordata, Mammalia, Eulipotyphla, Erinaceidae. Gene Ontology annotation, molecular function: ubiquitin protein ligase activity; protein binding. Bases 99 to 2711 code for a protein of 870 amino acids. Gene Ontology annotation, biological process: regulation of monoatomic ion transmembrane transport; ubiquitin-dependent protein catabolic process; protein K63-linked ubiquitination. The transcript has 24 exons. The record is from RefSeq and is a predicted model, not a curated record.